This is a messenger RNA of Perkinsus marinus ATCC 50983, 249 nucleotides long. RefSeq lists its product as hypothetical. NCBI's taxonomy places the organism in Eukaryota, Perkinsozoa, Perkinsida, Perkinsidae. Bases 1 to 249 code for a protein of 82 amino acids. The record is from RefSeq and is a predicted model, not a curated record. The transcript has 3 exons.
AUGCAAGAGUAUAUUGGCGACUUUCGACAGCGCAGACAGAGUGGGAGUUCUGUGGCAGGGAAGGAGACAGCGGUGCCCGAUGAGAGUUUGGAUGAACUUGCUCAGAUGGAGCGCGGCUUUUUCGCGAACGCAGCGCAACUGCAGGCUAACGAAAGGGAGUUGGAGGCGCUAGCGAGAAAAACUGAUAAGUUGAAAGAGGAGCUUAUUGCUAGGCAUAAGAGGAAGGUCGGGCACUAUUGCGGUCUGUGA